AUGAACUUCUAUACUAUCAGGGAGUUCAGCAUCACGUCUUUAAAGACUAUCCGGCUCUGUGGCAAAGACGUCCACGACUUCCUCUAUACCUUCGAAUCCCGUACUGGAUAUCGUGGUCGAGACCCACUUGGAACUCUACCUGGCAUUGUCCUACACAGCGGAACUAGUUUCGAGGACCCUGUGAUCGCCGGUGUUAGCGAUGAGUCUCAAAAUGCGGGUACACCCUACUCUCUAAAUUAUAAUACCAUUCUCUACUUGCCAGCUUUACCUGGAACUUUGAGGAACGAAAUAGACUGA
Parascedosporium putredinis is the source of this 297-nucleotide messenger RNA. The record is from the annotation of a GenBank genome assembly. Lineage: Eukaryota; Fungi; Ascomycota; Sordariomycetes; Microascales; Microascaceae.